AUGUUUGGUAUUGUUGAUCUUGAUGAUGAGGAAGAUGAUGGUAGUGGUAUUUAUAAAGGUAUUCCUGUGAUUAAUACCGAUAACGAUGAAAUUAUUCAACUUGUUGUGGCUUAUCAUUUCUUAUUAUUACAAUGUAUUGCUCAAUAUAGUUCAAAAAACUUGAAAUCUAUCGUAACUAGAUCUGAUCCAUUUAUUGAUUUGAAAACUUUUCAAAACAUCCCAAGGUUAUUUUUGAAGUCGAGUAAUAUUAGAAGAUGGCAACUGUUGACUAAUAAAGAUGAUAAGAAAUUCAAUGGUAAUACAAUUAAAUUGCUUCAAGGAUUUAUAAGAUUAUUUGAAGGGAUUAAGACUCAUAAAUAUCAAAUACUAGCAAAUUGUUUAAAGAUAAAACUUGUGGAAUUUACUAAAGACAAAUCAUUGUUGAAAUCAAUUGGUGAAUGCUCUGAAUUAUUGCCAUUUAUAAAUGAUUCAGAUCCUGAGAUUUGUCAAUUGUUUACAAAACCAAAUGAUUCCUUACGUGUGAUGGAUAAUGAAUUACAUAUGAAAUUACUGAGAUCACCUCCUGAUCUAAUAAAUGAUGUUGAAUUUUUAAAAUCAUUGAAAUCAUUGUCAUUAUCUUAUAAUUCAUGCGGUGCAAUAAUUCAAUAUUUCAAUGAUUCCAAAGAUGAAAUUAAACAAUUACUGAAUUUGCAAUUAUCUAUUCUUGAUUCAAUAACUAUAUUUAUCAAAAAUUCAUUGUCUCAACAAAUGGUUCCUUUAUUAUCUCAACUGUUUAUUGUCUAUAAUCAUUUCAAACAGCUGAAAAGAAUGAGAAAUCUAUCUAAUUUAUUAUACAAUUUGGGGAAUAAAUUACAGAAUAAUGACUAUUGGAAUUUAUCAAUUGAGUAUGAAUGUGACAUUAUGGAUAUUUUACCUACUGAUGAUAAUUUCAAAUGUUUAUUUAGCAAAUUGGGUAAACCAGUGAUGAAAGAAUCAACAUUUGUUAAAUUUUUACAAGCAUUGGAGAAGUAUGAUAAAUUAGAUAAACUGAUUAUUCAAUUUAUCAGUAAGUCAUUAUUAACCAAUCCAGAGCUUCUGUUGAAUAAUAUAACUGAUGAAUUCAAAUGUGAAUUAGUCUUGGAGAUUUUCAAAACUUUGGAAAAGACUACCAACACAAUGCAAAAGACAUUAAUUUGCAAUUCAAUAAUUUCUAGUCUUGAAUGGACAAAUCAAGAAUUGGAAUGCAAAGUGCUAUAUUCUUAUUAUAAUAUAAAUGGGUUGGAUAAUUAUCUAGAUUUAGAUAUUAAAGAUUCAAAGAAUUCUUUACUUAUUUCUGGAUUUCAAUUUCAAAAGUUGGUUAAUUUUCAAUGGAACCAAGUUAUAUUCAAACAAUGUUUGGAUUAUUUUGAAUCAUGGUUGGCCAAUAGUAAUACAACUGAUAUUACUCCAUUUGAAUGGGAAAUUUCUAAACAGGUUUUAUUAUAUGUUAAGUUCAAUGGAGUUACUGGGUGGUUGGUUAGAAUUAUUGAAUUAUUUCUUGAAGUUAAGUCAACUAUCCCGAUUGAAUAUCAAUUUUUUUUAAAAUUUGAGUAUUGUAAUGGAUUAUUGAAAUUAUCUCAGGAAUCCAAAUUAUCGACUGUAUUGUUGGAAUUUAAUCAAGUUGCUAAAUCUUGGAAAUCAAUCAGUGACGUUUUGAAACUAAGUCUAUUACAAUUUGAUUAUUAUAUUCAAACAAACAAUCUUACUAAAUCAAAAGAAAGAUACACAGGCAUUUUAACCACAUUGAAAAGAAAACCAGAGUUUAAUAUGGCUACAUCAAGUGAGUUACCUUUAAUUCAAAAGUUUAAUAAUUUCUUAAUAAUUGGAAAAUUUCAAUUGUUAUCAAGUAAAUUGAAUCAAAAAUUGCAUAAACCAAUUGAUGCAUAUGUUAAUGUUAAGACAAGUAUUCAAAUAUUAUAUUCAAUUCUUAAGAAAUGUCCAAAUAAUGUAUUGAGAUCAUCAAGUCAAGAAUUAAUUUGGGAAAUUUAUCAAUUAUUAUCAGAUUCUUAUAAAUUUAUAAUUGAAUUAUCAAUUGAGUUGGGGAUUUCAAGAAAUAUCCCAUUUUAUUUACAUGAAUGGGAAAAAUUACUCGAUGGAGUUGAAAAUCCUAUUGUUAAUUGUAUUCACUAUACUGAUAUUGGAAAUUAUGGAUCAAGAAUGAAUUCUGAUGAGUUUGUUGAAUGUAUUCAAAAGGCUCAAGAAUGCUCACGUAUCAGUAAAGAGUAUCAUGAAAUGGACAAUGCCAACGGGUUUAAAGAUACUUUGAUUACUUGUAUGAAACAAGAACUUGCUAAUUGUAUAGAGGAUAUUUCUUCCAUUACAUCUUUACAUAACUUGACUGAUUCAGUACAAUUUCUUCCUGGAUUACUUGGAGAAAGCAAUGCACCAUGUCCAAAGGAAAUACUUGAUAGAUUAGUUGGUUUGAAAAAUCAAAUAAUUCAAGAAUUGUCUCAGUCAAAUUUACCAUUACCUAAGGGACAAAGACUUGUUUAUAUUCUUAAUCAAACAGUAUCUAUCUUGUCAUCAUUAGCAUCAUUUAAAGGUGGUGAUUUAUUAUCUGAACUUUAUUAUUUACAAGAUCAAAUUAAAAAUUAUCCAUUUGCUAAUGACUAUAAAAUCAUGAAAUAUUCUAAUAAGAAAGAUUUAUUACCAAUUAAUAUUCCAAAUGAUGUACAGAAAAAUAUGCUUGAUUUUAAUGUUGAUUUACUGGUUAAUUUACCUCGUAAUUGGAUUAUUGUCACAUUGGAUAUUUGUCAACAAACCGGUGAUUUAUUACUUUCAAAAAGAACUAAAGAUUCUAAUCCUGUUUUCAUUAGAUUACCUUUGAACAGAUUUAAGAAUGGUGUAUCGCCUAUGAAUUUUGAAACUAUGAAGAAAGAAUUGGAAAAUAUCAUUGAAGAAAGUAACUUGUCUACCAAAAAAGCCACCACUUCCAAGAUUAUAACUGUUGAAGAUAGAAAACAAUGGUGGAGAUCAAGAUUUACUUUAGAUUAUGAAUUACAGGAUAUUUUAAAUCAUGUUGAACAAUAUUGGAUUGGUGGAUUUGUUGGAAUCUUUGAAAAUUAUCAACAAGAUAAUGUAUUCCUUAAAUUUAAACAAGAUUUCAUUAAAAUUUUAAAAUCUUGUAUUUCAAAACAAGAUAAAUCAAUUGAGUUUAAUGAUGAAAUAAUUAAAUGUAUUUUUGCCAUGAAUGAAUAUAAUAGAGAAUCAAUUGAUGAUUUAGCACAAUAUUUAAUUAAUUCAUUGAAAUUCCAUGGCUAUUUAAUUGAUCAAUUCAAAUUUGAUAAAUUUCACGAAUUUAUGAAAUCAUUAAUCGAUAAAUAUAAAGGAUUAAAAUUUAAAUCAUCAUCAAAUCAACAUAUUGUUUUAAUACCAAGUUCCAAAUGUUUAUUCUUUCCAUGGGAAUCAUUAAAUUUUUUGAAAAAUAAAUCAAUUUCAAGAAUGCCAUCAGUUUCAAUGUUGAUUGAUAGAUUAAAUUCAUCAAAUGAUUUGAAAAUUGAUACUAGAGAAUUGUAUUAUUUAAUUAAUCCAUCAGGAGAUCUUAAAAGAACAGAAGAAAGAUUUCGAAAUUAUUUUAUCAAAAAUUCAUAUUGGAAAGGUAUUAUUGGUGAAAAACCAAAUGAAGAUAAAAUCAUUCAAGAUAUUUUAAAAAAUAAUUUAUUUAUUUAUAUUGGUCAUGGAGGUUGUGAUCAAUAUAUUAAAGUAAACAAUUUAUUUAAAUCAUGUAAUUCAAAUGAAAUUUCAUUACCACCAAGUUUAUUAUUAGGUUGUUCAUCAGGGAAAUUAGAAGAUAAUGGAGAAUUUGAACCCCUGGGGAAUAUAUUUAAUUGGUUAACUUGUAAAUCAUCAAUGAUUUUAGUUAACUUAUGGGAUGUUACAGAUAAAGAUAUUGAUAAAUUUACAAUUUCAUUAUUUGAAAAUUGGGGAUUAAUUGAAUCAACUAAUAAUAUUGAAAAAGGUCAAGAUUUUACAAAUUCAAUAAUUAAAAGUAGAUAUAAAUGUACUUUGAAAAAUUUAAAUGGUUCUGCUCCAAUUGUUUAUGGAUUACCUUUAAUAUUAAAUUAG
Candida tropicalis MYA-3404 is the source of this 4083-nucleotide messenger RNA. It is a transcript of the gene ESP1, whose product is annotated as separase. The coding region runs from base 1 to 4083 and encodes 1360 amino acids. Lineage: Eukaryota; Fungi; Ascomycota; Pichiomycetes; Serinales; Debaryomycetaceae. Gene Ontology annotation, molecular function: cysteine-type endopeptidase activity. Gene Ontology annotation, cellular component: nucleus; centrosome; mitotic spindle. Gene Ontology annotation, biological process: meiotic chromosome separation; proteolysis. The record is from RefSeq and is a predicted model, not a curated record. The transcript has a single exon.